This is a messenger RNA of Meloidogyne enterolobii, 396 nucleotides long. Lineage: Eukaryota; Metazoa; Nematoda; Chromadorea; Rhabditida; Meloidogynidae. The record is from the annotation of a GenBank genome assembly.
AUGUUAAUACAAUCUUUUAUUUGUUUUAAAAUGUUUCCAAAAUUUGUUGGAAAAAGAAUUGUUUAUAUUCGAUUAACAAUUGCAAUAGCUUCGACUUUUUGUUUCUUUACUGCUUUUUUUCUUGGUUUGGCAGCCUCUUUGACCUUUCAUCAUUAUUUCCCCGAUUUGCCAACUCCUCGACCUUGGAACAGGAAAUUCUCGCCUAUGCCUGGUUAUGGACUUCAUUGCCUUUCAGCGGUUGCAGAAUGGACUCUAGCUAUUUUACACAUGUCCUUUCUUCUCUCGUAUUCAAGAGAAUUUGAAAAAAUAAGAGUCGAAUUUAAAGUUAAAACAAUUGUUCAACAUUUGGAUCAUAGCCCUUUAUCUAAUUCUAAUACUGAUUUAUUAAAUAUUUAA